AUGGACCUGGAGAUAAAAAGGAAGAGGAGAAAGAGGGUUGUAUCGGGUCAGCCGAAGAUUAGGUGGGACGCUUUGAACAAGGACAAUACCCAGGAGUUGGGGGAGCGGUUGAGGGCGAUGGGAGCCUGGAGGAGUAGCGGGGAUGCGAGUAGUAUAUGGACUACGACGGCUGCUAACAUCAGGGAAGUGGCAAGAGAGGUGCUAGGGGUCUCAAAGGGUUACUCUGGCAGACACAAAGGGAACUGGUGGUGGAACGGAGAGGUACAAGGUAAAGUGGAAGCUAAGAAAAUCGUGUAUCUAAAGCUAGUAGAGAGCACAGAUGAGGACGAGAAGAGGAAUAACAGGGAGCUGUAUAAGAAAGCGAGGAAGGAGGCGAAAUUUGGGGGGAAAAGGGGGGACAAGAAGUUGUACAGGCUAGCCAGAGUGAGGGAGAGGAAGGCUCGGGACCUGGAUCAAGUGAAGUGUAUCAAAGACGAUGGAGGGAAAGUUUUGGUAGAGGAUGCCCUUAUUAGACGAAGAUGGCAGUCCUACUUUCAUAAACUCCUGAACGAAGAGGGGGACCGGAACAUAGUUUUAGGUGAAUUGGAGCUCUCUGAGAGCCGCCGCGAUUUUGGAUACUGCAGGCGGGUCAAGGUUGAAGUGGUCGAGGGGGUUAUGUGGAAGAUGAGCAAGGGGAGGGUGACCGGGCCAGAUGUAAUACCGGCAGAAUUUUGGAAGAAUGUGGGUAGGGGAGGCUUGGAGUGGCUUACGCGGUUGUUGAAUGUUAUUUUUAGGACGACGGAGAUGCCUGAAGAGUGGAGAUGGAGCACCAUGAUCCCGUUGUAUAAAAACAAGGGGGAUAUUCAGAACUGCAACAACUAUAGGGGUAUCAAGCUGUUGAGCCAUACAAUGAAAGUUUGGGAGAGAGUGGUGGAAGCGAGGAUGAGGAAGUUAGUUUCUAUUUCAGAGAACCAGUUCGGAUUCAUACCGGGGCAUUCGACUACAGAAGCCAUUCACUUGGUGAGGAGGUUAGUGGAGCAGUAUAGGGAUAAGAAGACUGACUUGCACAUGGUGUUUGUCGACCUUGAGAAGGCUUACGACAAAUUCCCAAGAGAGGUGCUGUGGAGAUGUUUGGAAUCUAGAGGUGUUCCUGUAGCAUACAUUGGAGCGAUUAAGGACAUGUAUGAUGGAGCCAAAACCUGA
Lycium barbarum (goji berry) is the source of this 1182-nucleotide messenger RNA. RefSeq lists its product as uncharacterized. The record is from RefSeq and is a predicted model, not a curated record. The coding region runs from base 1 to 1182 and encodes 393 amino acids. NCBI's taxonomy places the organism in Eukaryota, Viridiplantae, Streptophyta, Magnoliopsida, Solanales, Solanaceae. The transcript has 2 exons.